Messenger RNA from Aspergillus novofumigatus IBT 16806, 721 nucleotides. RefSeq lists its product as uncharacterized. The record is from RefSeq and is a predicted model, not a curated record. NCBI's taxonomy places the organism in Eukaryota, Fungi, Ascomycota, Eurotiomycetes, Eurotiales, Aspergillaceae. The transcript has a single exon. The coding region runs from base 86 to 259 and encodes 57 amino acids.
GAUGUCAGUAAGCGACGAGGUACUACACUCAAAGAGAUAGUACUGGAUACGCCAGACAGUCGCAUCAUCCAGUAUCCGGACGAGUAUGGGCUUUCGAGUAAGCUACUGUACUAGAGUGGCUAGGAGAGUCCACUUGCGAAUUCUUGUCACGGACGUAAUACCGGCCUUUUGCGGAGGUUCAGACUUCGAUGGAGACAACGAUUUUCCACCUCGAGGGAACGAUCAAAUGGAAAUUUCCCAAACUGUCUCGAAACCUUGAAAGCUAGGACAAAGAAAUAGAUAAUGUGAAAUGCAGCAGAACUAAAGAGGCUUUUUCUGGCGAUCUUUACCUCCUCCUCCGGCACGAAUGACGUCUACAGUCACGUGAACUUUGGAAAAUGGCAAGGUGAGGGAGCUUUCUCAUCAUAUCCAUAGUAUAAGCCAGCCCCUAAGUCCAGCAGAUGGUCAGGCUGAUGAUAUUAUCAUUAACUUUGAUGAUAUUUUCAUUACCCGAUCUGCGUCAGAGGACUGUGAAUUGAUGAUGAUGAUGAUGCUUGGGAGCCACUUCCGCAGAUUUCACCCGCAGAUGCCUUAGAAUGCCUAUAUAAACUUCGUCUUUUUGAGGAGCAGCAGGCAGAUUAUGAUGAGCGCCUUAUCCAGCAUCUUAUGAGGCAUGAGAGGGUUCAUUUGCAGAGGAUGAUGCAUAAGAAGCAGCAGACUGAUAUCCGAACGUCUUUAGGCG